This is a messenger RNA of Columba livia (rock pigeon), 5086 nucleotides long. It is a transcript of the gene MYSM1, whose product is annotated as Myb like, SWIRM and MPN domains 1. Lineage: Eukaryota; Metazoa; Chordata; Aves; Columbiformes; Columbidae. Bases 83 to 2416 code for a protein of 777 amino acids. The transcript has 20 exons. The record is from RefSeq and is a predicted model, not a curated record. Gene Ontology annotation, molecular function: metallopeptidase activity; protein binding.
CGCACGCGCGGCACCCCGCGCACGCCCCGGUCACCCGCGCGGCGCUGCCGCCUGUUCUCGCGAGGGUGGUGGGGCCCGUGUCAUGGCGGAGGAGCCCGAGGUGGACAUCGAGGGGGAUUCGGCGGCGGUGCCCGGGGAGGCGGCGCCGGGAGAUCAUGAAAACACAGCUUCAAGCUUGCUGCAUGAUCACUAUCUUGAUUCAUCUUGGAGAACUGAUAACUGUCUCCCAUGGACGCUGGACAGCAGCAUUAGUGAAGAAAACAGGGCUGUCAUUGAGAAAAUGUUGUUGGAAGAAGAAUAUUAUUUAUCAAAUAAAUCACUUUCUGAAAAAAUAUGGCUCAAUCAAAAGGAAGCAGAGAAAAGAUCUUUGAAAAGCCCACAUAAGAAAACUGGAAGAGUCAUGGUGCGAUCACCUACAAAAUCAGGUAGCUACUCAUUAAAGUGGACAUCAGAAGAAAAAGAGCUGUUUGAACAAGGACUGGUGAAAUUUGGUCGCCGGUGGACAAAAAUUGCCAAGUUGAUGGGAAGUCGUACUGUUCUACAAGUAAAGAGUUAUGCUCGGCAGUAUUUUAAGAACAAGGCAAAAAAUGGUGAUUCUGAAAAAGAAGAGCAAAGUCAGUGUGGUAGCAGUCUUCCUGUUGAAGAUGGGAUGCAGGUAGAAGCAUGGUCAUCUGGAAACUUGAGAGGCCGUGCAGACCCCAAUCUGAAUGCAGUGAAAAUUGAAAAGCUGUCAGAUGAUGAAGAAGUGGACAUAACUGAUGACAUGGAUGAACUGUUUUCUUCUACCUUCCAGCAAGAAACUGGAAAAUCUGAGUUAUCUGUUGUUUCAAAAAGUCCGGUUGAAGAAAUGAAAGGAAUGGAAUGUUUUUUUUCAUCUGUUGGACGUGGUUCUGCAAUUUCUUUACCUAAAGAAUAUCCUCAACAUAUCAAGCAAGAUCCAGUGGAUGCGUUAGUAUUUCCAGGUCUUGCAGCAACAUGCUCUCAGCACCUGAACAGUGAUAAAUCUGUGAAAUUGGAUUUUCAGCAGCACAAUAAUUUUCUUGAGAAAGCCAAACAAGGCAGAUUAGUAACAUCUGGUGGUACUAGACAAGUAACUGAUCAGGAGCUUAACGAGGAGCAGAGAGAGCUGGCUGAUAAUGGAUUGCUCUUUCCUUCUCCCUGCCAAGUGGAUGACGAUCCUCAAGAAGAAGCUGAGGAGCUUAAACCACCUGAGCAAGAAGUGGAGGUUGACAGAAGCAUCAUUCUGGAAGAAGAAAAGCAAGCUAUUCCUGAAUUUUUUGAAGGGCGCCAGGCCAAAACACCAGAGCGUUAUUUGAAAAUUAGGAAUUAUAUUUUGGAUCAAUGGGAGAGAUGUAAACCCAAAUACCUGAAUAAGACUUCGGUACGUCCAGGCCUGAAGAACUGUGGCGAUGUUAACUGCAUUGGACGGAUCCACACGUACUUGGAAUUAAUAGGAGCAAUCAACUUUGGCUGUGAACAGGCUGUCUAUAACCGCCCCCAGCCUGCUGAUAAAGCACGCUCCAGGGAAGGCAAAGACACAGUGGAAGCGUACCAGCUUGCUCAGCGCCUGCAGUCCAUGCGUACAAGAAGACGGCGAGUGCGAGACCCUUGGGGAAACUGGUGUGAUGCAAAGGAUUUGGAAGGACAGACAUUUGAGCAUCUGUCUGCUGAAGAACUCGCAAGAAGAAGAGAAGAAGAGAAACUGAAACCUCUAAAAUCUGCUAAAGGUUCAAGACAAAUAAAAAGCUCCUUUGAUCCCUUUCAGCUGAUACCAUGCUGUUUAUUCACUGAAGAAAAACAGGAACCUUUUCAGGUGAAAGUGUCUUCUGAAGCACUUUUAAUAAUGGAUUUGCAUUCUCAUGUGUCUAUGGCAGAAGUAAUAGGCCUGCUAGGUGGAAGAUACUCUGAAGCUGAUAAAAUCGUAGAAGUUUGUGCAGCAGAGCCGUGCAACAGCCUCAGCACAGGCCUGCAGUGCGAGAUGGAUCCGGUGUCCCAAACGCAGGCCUCGGAGGCGCUGGCUGCCAGAGGGUACAGCGUUCUGGGCUGGUACCAUUCCCACCCGGCCUUCGACCCCAACCCCUCCAUACGAGAUAUUGACACUCAAGCUAAAUACCAGAGUUAUUUCUCCAGGGGCGGUGCCAUGUUCAUUGGAAUGAUUAUAAGUCCUUACAACCGAAAUAAUCCUCUUCCAUACUCUCAGAUUACAUGUCUAGUAAUUAGUGAUGAGCUCAGUUCUGAUGGUUCCUACCGCCUGCCUUACAAAUUUGAAGUGCAGCAGAUGUUGGAGGAACCUCAGUGGGAAUUAGUAUUUGAAAAAACGAGAUGGAUAAUUGAAAAAUACAGAUUCUGCCACAGCAGUGUCCCCAUGGAUAAAAUCUUUCACAGAGAUUCUGACUUGACUUGUUUGCAGAAAUGAAAAGAAGGAUGUUCAUUGAAGAGAGCUGGGGACAACAGUGAUGUGCAGAUACCAAGUUUUAACCUCAGUUUGGAGAAGAAUGAGGCAAAUUGUUCAUGUCUCCUCUCAGCACGUUGUGCGCUUUCAGCGUGGAGAGCUGCAUGUGUUUUGGGAGAAAAUUUGAACUUCGAGCCCUUUGUUCCGUCAGGAAAGUAGCGCUGUGCUGCGUUUGUCACACCUAAGCGAGAACUUUAAUUUUCCAGUCAGUGUAGUAAUUGUUAUGAAAUGGUAAAUAAUUACAGCUCUAAUAGUAAUUGCACAAAGAAGACAGAAAAUCUGCCUAAAGCAAAAGAUAAACAGAAAAUACAUACACUAUAAUUACCCGCAUCUAUUUUUUUUUCCUCUCCAGAUGACUUCGCUUAUAAACAAUUUAAAUCGGAAAUUGAAUUGGUAGAAUACUCUUGAAUUUAGCUAUUGUGUAAUUAGUUGUAAAGAAUUGGUUUUAAAUCACCGAUGUGUUCCUGUGUGACUGUUCCUGUCUAAAAUUUAUGUCGUGCAGUUGAAUACUUCUGUAGUGUUAAUCCUAAAUAAAUUGAAAAAAAAAUCCCUUUGGAAUACUUAUCAGCUAGAAAGGGGGGGAUGGGGAAUAAAAAGACAAAAAACAACCCUCAGGAAAAAUGACAAUUUUAAAAAAUCUCCUUUUCUUUUGAUUAGCUUUUGGAAUGUAUGAGGAAGACUUUGGGCAAGGUAACAAACUGCUUCGUUGCUGAAGAGUUCUUGACACAGAUAGAAAACUUAUUCCUUUCCACAUACAAGAGUGAAAAAAAGAGUAAUGCUGAAGAAAAUGAGAAUGAACCUUCAAAUGACUUGUCAAUGUGAUGAUGUUAACAAAACAAAAUGAUGGAGUUUUGAUUUUAUUUUUUCGUUUUCUUCCCCUCCUCUCCAUUAUGUGAACUCUUUCAGAAUGAUUAUCCAGUCUAGUAGUUACUGUUAGAGAAUCCAGUGUCAUUGUUACGGUUUAAACAUAAUUUGAAAAACUCCUGAUGUGUGUGACCUGACUACACGCUGAAGCACUUAAUACUGUUUGUAAACCAUGAGUGCCACAGAACUGAUUGAUUGACCAACAGUCUGCCAUGGGGACAGAGGACAGCCUCUCAAGGAUACUGUACCUCAGUCUUCCAGGAGAGUUUGUCCGCUCUCAAGUCAUUCGGUUUGGGAAUUUUCCCUUCCUUGCUCCCUCCAGGUACACACCUAAUGCUGAAUGAAUUUGUUCCUUAAUGCUUUAGAUAUUUUAAGUUUGAAUGAAUUCACAAAAUAGAAACUUAACUAAAAUGAAAUAUUGUAGCUCACUGAUUUCACACUUCCCUGGUAUCCAGUCUGAAGUUUUAUUCAGUUGUAGUUUAAUACAUCAUCUGAUUUUCCGCCCCCCUGCCCCCUCCCCCCUUUUUCAUUUUUCUCUCCCCAUUGAUCCCUAUGGUCAAGUAGCUUUUUGGCCUGUUCUUGGCCAUCCUCCUUCUAUAUUGGGGAGGAAAAGCUGGCAAGUUUUCAUGACUUCUCAGUAGCAGUUGUGCUUGUUUCCAGUGGAAAUGGUGAUUCCUGUCUUGCUACAGGUUGUGAUCUUUCUGGUCUUCCAUUCUGCAGGGAGAUAUUAUGUUGUUCUGCCAGAUCAUUGUGAUUUGUCCGCUUCUAAUUGCUGCUGUUUCCUGUGGAAACAAGAGCUCUCGAUUGACGGCAAACUUUGUGCACCAAGCAGAAAUCUAUUUGUCUUUUUAAAGGAAAAAAAAACCCAAAACACCAACUUCUAUAUUGAGAGUAUUCUCUAUAAUGUGCAGUUUGAGAAGAAAACAUACUAGUUUGUAUCAGUUCUUCAGCUAUAAUUCCAUACAAGUGUAUAUUCAGAUAGUCAUAAAUUGAUCCUGAUUGAAAAGUUUCUUGAUUGUAACUUGGAAAUGUUUCAUGAGCUAUAUCACUGUGAAUCUUUACGGAAAAAAUGUGCUUUAAAUUUUGCUUUCUAAGUCAUGAGGAAACAUGACUUGUGUACAGUUAUUACUAUUUACACAGAAUUACUUUGGGCAGAAUUUCUCAGAGGGGUCUGAAAUAUAUUUGAAAACAUGAAACAAGCAAGACCUUGAGUUUAUAUCCAGAGAGGUGACUAUGGACUCAAUUCUUAUUUAAAAUAUAUAUAUACAUGUGUGUGUACAUCUCUAGUUCUACAUAAUAUGAAUGGCAUUUUAAGAUUUUAUAUGUUUGCAUUUUUAACUUCAGCUUUUCAUUUGUAUGAAGAGUUUGAAAAGCUUUAACAUUCUGGAGUUGCAUCCCAGCAAGGGAACUCCAUUACAGGUAUUAACUGGACUUUUUUUAUCAUGUCUCAUAAAACGUUGGUCUCUUUCUGUUAUGAAGUAAAAGGUGCAGAACCUGAUGGUAUGAAAACAUGAGCUCUGGGUACUCAGAGAUUCUGCCAGUGCAGAUUCAAGAGCUGAGGGCUUAAAAAUAUCAGUGAACAUUCUCUGCUGUCGUUGACGUGCAGAUCUGCUGGUGCACAGCUUUAGGUCCCACUACUGUGUGGAGUUUACAAACUUGGUGUAUCCCCCUACAUAAGGCAUGUUGACUCAGUCUGCAUAUAUUCUAAAAUGUCAUCUUUGGGAUUUCCUAAUUAAAAAUAUUGCAUGACUUUCUCUGUUCCUAGUUUAA